Messenger RNA from Chinchilla lanigera (long-tailed chinchilla), 2757 nucleotides. It is a transcript of the gene Bfar, whose product is annotated as bifunctional apoptosis regulator. Lineage: Eukaryota; Metazoa; Chordata; Mammalia; Rodentia; Chinchillidae. Bases 286 to 1638 code for a protein of 450 amino acids. The transcript has 8 exons. Gene Ontology annotation, molecular function: ubiquitin protein ligase activity; protein binding. Gene Ontology annotation, biological process: proteasome-mediated ubiquitin-dependent protein catabolic process. The record is from RefSeq and is a predicted model, not a curated record. Gene Ontology annotation, cellular component: nucleus.
CCGGGAGUGGCCGCUCUAGGCAGCGGGGAGGUCGCAGAGUUGAGGGGUUUGGGAAAUGAGUGCGGCCUUUCCUCUAUGGUCGCGGGCAGGGGGCGAGCUCCGCACUCCCUCCUAGGUUACCUCCGGAAGUGAAGCCGCGACCUCCCCCUCUUCUUCCGCGGGGGUCCGUGUUGGGGGCGAUGGCCGGGUAGCACCCGGGAUGAAAAGAAUGAUUCCAUGAUGCUUUACAGCAGUUUCCUAAGUCUAGAAUUUUCCAUGUCUGUGGAUCCCAGAAUUUGCUGAGAGAUGGAGAAUCCUCAAAACAAUGACCUGAACACCGUGGGUCCAGAGAGAGAAGACCCUCUCGGAAACACCAGCCCUCAGAUUUCUGUCAGUGAAUUCUCAUGCCACUGCUGUUACGACAUCCUGGUGAACCCCACCACCCUGAACUGCGGGCAUAGCUUCUGCCGGCACUGCCUAGCUUUGUGGUGGGUAUCAUCGAAGAAAACAGAAUGCCCGGAAUGCAGGGAGAAAUGGGAAGGCUUCCCCAAAGUCAACAUUCUCCUCAGAGAUGCUAUUGAGAAGUUAUUUCCUGAUGCCAUUAGAAUGAGAUUUGAAGACAUUCAGCAGAAUAAUGACAUAGUCCAAAGUCUUGCAGCCUUUCAAAAAUAUGGAAACGAUCAGAUUCCUUUAGCUCCCAACCCAGGCCGAGUGAAUCAGCAGCGAGGUGGGGGCUUCUUUUCUGGAGUGCUCACAGCUCUAACUGGCGUGGCAGUAGUCCUGCUUGUGUACCACUGGAGCAGCAGGGAAUCUGAGCACGACCUCCUGGUCCACAAGGCUGUGGCCAAAUGGACGGCAGAAGAAGUUGUCCUCUGGCUGGAGCAGCUGGGCCCUUGGGCCUCCCUCUACAGAGACAGGUUUUUAUCUGAAAGAGUAAAUGGAAGAUUACUUUUAACCUUGACAGAGGAAGAAUUUUCAAGAGCACCCUAUACCAUAGAAAACAGCAGCCACAGAAGAGCCAUCCUCAUGGAGCUGGAGCGUGUCAAAGCGCUAGGCGUGAAGCCCCCUCAAAAUCUCUGGGAAUAUAAGGCUGUGAACCCAGGCAGGUCCCUGUUCCUGCUGUAUGCCCUCAAGAGCUCCCCGAGACUCGGUCUGCUGUACCUGUACCUGUUUGACUACACAGACACCUUCCUGCCCUUCAUCCACACCAUCUGCCCUCUGCAGGAGGACAGCUCUGGGGAGGACAUCAUCACCAAGCUGCUGGAUCUGAGGGAGCCCACCUGGAAGCAGUGGAGAGAGUUCCUUGUCAAGUACUCCUUCCUGCCAUACCAGCUGAUUGCGGAAUUCGCCUGGGACUGGCUGGAGGUCCACUACUGGACAUCGCGGUUUCUCAUCGUCAAUGCCAUGUUACUCUCAGUUCUCGAAUUAUUCUCUUUUUGGAGGAUCUGGUCCAGAAGUGAGCUGAAGACAGUGCCUCAGAGGAUGUGGAGCCAUUUUUGGAAAGUGUCAACACAGGGGCUUUUCGUGGCCAUGUUCUGGCCCCUCAUUCCUCAGUUUGUGUGCAACUGUUUGUUUUAUUGGGCCCUAUACUUCAACCCAAUUAUUAACAUUGAUCUCGUAGUCAAGGAAGUUCGACGGCUGGAAACCCAAGUGUUGUGACUGGCGCUGCCCCAGCUCUAAGAGACGACUCAGACCUCCCAGAGCGGGGAGUGACCGAGUGGACUUCCUGUUUUCUACCCCAGUAAAACAAGGUGCUGCUUUGUAUGUCAAAGGCUUCAACCAGGUCCUCUCUCCUGCCAUGGCCCUGUGGUGACAGAGACUGAUAACCAGUACAAGAAGGACUCUCUGUUCGGCCCACAGCAGAAGCACCUCCCACCCAGCCACCCUUUUCACGAGACCAUGGCAGGCUCAGGCCCGAUGGCUGGCAGGACUCGGGGUCCUCAGAGGACACAGUGCAGGUGAUGUGCAGAGGCCAUCACAUCAGCAGUCCCCUUUGCCCUAACCUCAGUAACUGACAGGCUCCCAGAGCCUGAGACCAGGCUUGUUGGGGCCAGGCCCAUCCUGUAAGUCAAGUUUAAGAAAACAGGGAUAGAAAUUUUGUCAUAGGCCUAGGUUGUUCCACAUACAAAGGACAGAGGAAAACCCAGAAUUCGAUCACCUGUUCUCUCCUGAUGAGUAGUUGUUAGGUUUUGGAGUAAACCUCAAGAAGGAUUCAGUGUGAGAUGAGAAUGAUGGUGAACUCGUCCUCACUAUUUGCUGUUCUGCAAUCACUGGAAGUUUGGACCCCUCUUAGUGGAGGGAUUGAGUGGGAUGUCAGGCAGUUCAUGGCACGUAAUUCCCAUCAGGCUAAGCUGCAUCAGGCUACUUAUGAGCAUUGUUUUGGAGUGCUUUUGUUUUGUUUUCAAGAAUUUAAUUUUUAAAUAAAUCUGGGAUAGUUUUUGUUCAAGGAAGCAUUUUAUAAAUUAACCUCACACUUUAUAAUGUAUAACUGUUAUUGUUCGGCCCUGACGCAUACACACAGAUAUCAUUACACCCAGUGCUAUAAUUAUAAAUGGGAGCAGGAUGAAGUACGGCCUUUCAUUUCCACCCAGUGUGAAAACAGCAGUGUGAUCUUACCAAGAUUGGCCUGGCUAGAAUGAGUCUGCAUGCAAAGCGCGUGUGUGUGACUCCAUGAACCAUUCACUAACCGUUUGUAUCUCUGCGUGCAGAUUUCACUCACACUUUGCAUCUGAAGGUUUGAAGAAAUUACUUGAAAUAAAGAUUUUUAUACAGAUAAAA